Messenger RNA from Sardina pilchardus (European sardine), 2329 nucleotides. Its product is annotated as FYN-binding protein 1. Gene Ontology annotation, biological process: T cell receptor signaling pathway; protein localization to plasma membrane; integrin-mediated signaling pathway. The record is from RefSeq and is a predicted model, not a curated record. Gene Ontology annotation, cellular component: plasma membrane. Gene Ontology annotation, molecular function: protein binding. Bases 333 to 2162 code for a protein of 609 amino acids. NCBI's taxonomy places the organism in Eukaryota, Metazoa, Chordata, Actinopteri, Clupeiformes, Clupeidae. The transcript has 18 exons.
UAACAGUUGGAGGUCCGACAGCGCUCAUCGGCUGCCAGUAUCACGGAUUUAGGAGCAUUUCUUACACCUGCUGCCUGUCAAAGAAAAAAGACAACAGCCUUCUGACAAGAAAACCUUGGAUUUUUUUCUAACCACAUUGUCUUCGUUCUAAAGUGCAUUUCCUGCAGCUGAUAUUUGCUGGUAUACCAUUAACUCCCCAACUUACCAAGGUCUACAACGUAGGCUACAUCAGGAAGCUGAGGGUGUGAGGAGACAGUUGACGUUCAGAGCACCGUGGAGAAGGCUUCCAUAUCUGACAAUAUGGAAAUCUGAAGUUAUCGGCGCCUAUUAAGAUGGGGGAGAAUGUUGACGUGAGGGCCCUGACGGCCAGGUUCCGCCAGACUGGGAUGCAUGCAACAGGAGGAGGAGGUGGCUCCCCAAGACUCCCACCUCCCCUCCUCGAGAGAGGUGCUCGUUCACCAGUGGACCCUGGGGCUAAUGGAAGUGUCAGGCCCAGGUUCCCUGUCCCCCUGAACAAACCAACCCCAGGACCUAUUUCUCCCUCAAACGGGCCGAGGUUUGGCCAGGCGCCGCGCGGUGUGUUCCCCAGGCCCCCGCCGAGCCAUCGUCCCAACCACCAGGAGCCCUUCAGGCCCCCCAUUGCGGAGGUAGACAAACCAGGAUCCUUCAGAAACCCCACGGAGAAGCUGGUGAGACCAAUGCCAAAACCUCAGGAUUCCCCAGGCGGCAGAAGUCCCCAGACCAUCCACACGACACCCCUGCUCUCGCAGAGGAGCAUGUCGGCUGAGGUGGCACCCCUCUUACGGCCACUACCUGCUGUGGGAUCCAGACCUAAAAAGCCCAAGCGUCCCCCCUUCGUGAACUUGGAACAAUUCCGAAGGAAUCCUGGCACACCUAAGGCCACUGCACGGGUCUCUGGGAGAUCAUUAGGGGAUGACAAUAGUCCAACAACAUCGAGAGCAGCUGGUGUUAAAAUGCCUCCACUACUCCCAAAUAGGCCCAAAACCUUGGCAAUGCCUGCUUCAAAGCAAGACAUGGAUGAUGACCAAGACACAUAUGAUGAUAUUGAUGCCCUCCCUCCUCCUCCACCACCUCCAACACAGACCCACGAGGGCUUCAGACCUUCUCCAUCUAGAACAGCUGGUAUAAGCAGUCCCCCCUUGAUGUCUAAGCCAAGCAGCAUGACAAAAGACUUGUCACGCCACGACCCGGAUGACGAACAAGACACAUAUGAUGACAUUGAUGCACUUCCUCCCCCUCCGCCCCCUCCACCUACGCAAAGUCAAGACUCCUGGAAUGAUUCAGGUCAAGCAGAUGAGUGGGAUAACAGUGAUGAUAGUGAAAUCUAUGAAGAAGUCGACAGCCAGGAGAGCAUCCCGACGCCAACUGACACAGGCAAGCAUUCAAAGAAAGACAUAAAACGACAAAAAGAACAGGAGAAGAAAGAGCAGAGGGAGAGAGAGAAGAGAGAGCUUGCUAACAGAAAGAAAUUCAAGCUGACUGGAAAUGAGACAGCUCUGCAUAUAGCCCGUGUCCGCCAAGACUGGCACGGAGGGAAGAGUGGCGAUCUGAGUGUGCAGCAGGGUGAGAGUGUGGAGAUCAUCCGCACCGACAGCAACCCAGAGGGCAGAUGGCUUGCCCGCACCAUGGAUGGCAGAUACGGCUACAUCAGCACCAAAUGUGUGGAUAUGGACUACGAGGAGGUGAAACGGCGCUUUGGUAGCAUGGCUAGACCCAGACCUGAUCCUGGUGUCUAUGAUGACGUGAACAGCAGCAUGGAAGGCUAUGGAUGUGAGGAUGAUAGCUUCCCACCUCCUCCUCCAGAAGUCGGGAUAAGCCCAGAUCCCAAACUUUUAAAGAAGAUGGAAAAAGAGGAGAGAGAGUUCAGGAAAAAAUUCAAGUUUGAAGGGCCAAUACAAGUUCUUAGGUACAUGAGGGUGGAUCCCAAUGCGAACAUUAAGAAAGCUAGUGGAAAAGACUUAAGCGUGGGUCGGGGAGAUCUUCUGGACAUCAUUCAGUUCAUCGGUGAUAAAAAAGCACUGUGUCGAAAUGCACAGGGAAAAUAUGGAUAUGUACCCAUGAUCUACCUGCUGACAGAAGAAGGGGAAAUAUAUGAUGACAUAGAUCACGCAGAUGUCUACGACAACGAUAACAACAUGUGAAGAAGUCAGUGCCAGACAGCAGUAUUGAAAAUUACAUGGAUCAUUAUAGUAGGACACAAGACAUGAUGGAUUUAAUAUCAAGGGUGGAAACUACUUUGUGUUUGUUUGUUUUUUUUUUAUUCCUGAGACUUUAUUGUAAUUAUGAAAAAUAAAUGUGUAUGCCUGUC